AUGAAGGUAUGGCUUAUUGUCCAUCAGAGAAUCCACACUGGAGAGAAGAAACCUUUGGAAUGUAAUCAGUGUGGAAAGGCUAUUUGGUAUUCACAUCUUACUCUACAUGCCGUGGUGGAGACAGCGGAGGAGGCCACGGAGCCCGCCGAGGCGGACAUCACGGGGCUGUGCCAGGACAUGUUCUCCAAAAUGGCCACGUACCUGACGGGCGAGCUCACAGCUACCAGUGAAGACUAUAAACUUCUGGAAAAUAUGAACAAACUGACUAGCUUGAAGUAUCUAGAAAUGAAAGAUAUUGCAGUAAACAUAAGUAGAAACCUAAAGGACUUAAACCAGAAAUAUGCAGCACUUCAGCCUUAUCUGGAUCAGAUCACUCUAAUUGAGGAGCAAGUAGCAGCUCUUGAGCAGGCAGCUUACAAAUUGGAUGCAUAUUCAAAGAAACUAGAAGCAAAGUACAAGAAGUUAGAGAGGCGAUGA
This is a messenger RNA of Trichosurus vulpecula (common brushtail), 477 nucleotides long. Its product is annotated as biogenesis of lysosome-related organelles complex 1 subunit 2-like. Gene Ontology annotation, molecular function: gamma-tubulin binding. The transcript has 2 exons. Bases 1 to 477 code for a protein of 158 amino acids. Gene Ontology annotation, cellular component: BLOC-1 complex; BORC complex; gamma-tubulin complex. Gene Ontology annotation, biological process: endosomal transport; lysosome localization. Lineage: Eukaryota; Metazoa; Chordata; Mammalia; Diprotodontia; Phalangeridae. The record is from RefSeq and is a predicted model, not a curated record.